AUGGGAUAUUUGAAGCCGCUAUCUGAUCCCUCGUCGCCCUCGAGCUGCAGCAACACUAGCAGCAGCAGCAGCAAUAUCAGGAGCAGCAGCAACAUUUGUAGCAGCGGCAACAACGACAGCAACAACGACAGCAACAACAGCAGUAGUAGCAGUAGCAGCAGCAACAGUAGUAACAGCAGCAGCAGCGCCAGUAAUAGCAGUAUCAGCAACAACACUAGUAGGAGCAGCAGCAGCAGCAGCAACAGCAGCAGGAGGCCUUUGGAGUGCUGUGCAUGCGGUGGUUCUGACUGCUGUUUGCUGCUGCUGUGUGGGGUCCCCGGCAGCGGGAAGUCGUCGCUAGCUGCUCAGCUAGCCAAGCUGAGUUGUCUCCCUUCUCGUCUCCCCAGACAGAGGAGACACUCACUAGCUGCAGCAGCAGCAACAGCAGCAACAGCAGCAACAGCAGCAGCAGCAACAACAGCACCAACCACCACAGAAGACGCACCAGUAGACGCAGCAGCACAAAAGUUAGAAAAUGAUGCUGCGUGCUGCUGCUGCUGCUGCUGCUGCUCCAGCUGCUGCUGCCUCCAGGGGUCGCUGGGGACCCUGCAGCAGACGCAGCAGCAAGCAGAAGCCAAAGGAGAGAAUUUGCUGCACCGAGACGAAAUAGACAAAGCCGCUAGGACGCCCGUUGUUGCUUCUGCUGCAGCAGCAGCAGCUGACGCGUCUGCUGCUGCAGACGAUCCCAGGGGAGACGAUCCCAGAGGAGACGAUCCCAAGGGUCUGUGGGGUUUAGAUGUCGUUUGGUUGGAGGUUGACGCGCUGGAAAAGGCAGAAGAUGCCACCGUAAGCAAAGGCGCCCUGGGAUCGUCUCCCCUGGGAUCGACUCCCCUGGGAUCGUCUCCCCUGGGAUCGACUCCCUUGGGAUCGUCUCCCCUGGGAUCGUCUUCUUUCGAUCCAUCUCGAUGGAAAGCUGCGCGACGUACAGCCCCACUACUCGUGGCAGAGCUGCUGCAGGCGCAUGCAGAAAGGCGCAGCAAACUUGCUGCUUCUUGCUGCUGCCGCAAUCGCAGCAGCAGCAGCAGCAACAGCAGCAGCAGCUGCAGGAGAAUGCUGCUGGUGAUCGACGACACCCAUCACCUCGCUUCCUUCCGGAAGCCUUUCUUUAACCUGGCGCGAACAUGGGGUUGUGGGUUUGUCCAGCUUUGGGUGUAUACACCUCUUUCUCGCUGCAUCUCUCGGCGGGAUAAUAUAGGAGUCUCUCUUCUUGCUGCUCACGAGGCGUCGAUAAAAAGAUAUAAAAACGUUAGAGACCUUGCUGCUGCAUGUACACCGCGCAGCAGCAGCAGCAACAGCAACAGCAACAGCAGCAGCGGGGGCACUAACAGCAACAGCAGCAGCAAGGACAGCAGCAGCAAAAGCAGAAGCAACGAGAGCAGCAGCAGCAGCAGCAACACCUGUGGUGGUUGGCGGUCUUCUCCGCCGCUUUGGAUGCUUACAGGGGAUACACCCUAUAAGGUGCAACUCCUCGUCAAAGCCGCUCACGAAGGCAUAUUGCCUCUCUGGAGGCCCCCUCCUCCUGUGGGGGCCCCUAGGGGUCCUCUAGGGGCCCCCAGGGGCCCCCAAGGGGCCCCCAGCUGCUCCUUGGGGGCCCCCAGCUGCCCCUUAGAAGCCCCCAGCGGCCCUUCACGGGCCCCGAGCUGCUCCUUAGGGGCCCCCAGCUGCCCUUUAGGGCCCCCCAGCGGCCCUUCAGGGGCCCCCAGCAGCCCAUUAGGGGCCUCCGGGGGCCUUUUAGCGGCCUCCAGGGGCCCCUUAGGGGCCCCCAGCUGCCCUCUAGGGGCCCCCAGGGGCCCUUUAGGGGCCCCCAGCUGCCCUCUAGGGGCCCCCAGGGGCCCUUUAGGGGCCCCCAGGGGUCCUUUAGGGGCCCCCAAGGGCCCUGGUGGCUGCUCACCCCUUGUUGAGGGGGCCUGCUGUGAGGACCCCACUAGCUCGCCAUCACCUGAAUCUGCUGCAGCAGCAGCAGAUGCAGCAGCUCCUGCUGCAGCAGAUGUAGCAGUAACAGCAGCAGCAGAUGCAGCAGCUCCUGCUGCUGCUGCUGCUGCUACAUCUGCUGCUGCUGCUGCUGACGUGAGGCUAAGAGAGGUGGUGCACAGGACACUGAAAGGCGUCGCCAGCGGGCUGCCUGCAGAUAUUCACAAAUGGGAACGCGCAAAUGCUGCUUCUGUUGCGCCUACUACAGCAGCAACGACAGCAGCAGCGACUCCAGCAGCAGCAGCAGCAGCAGCAGCAGCCGCAGUAGCAGCAGCAACGGAAGAAUUUGAAAGGUACUGCCUCAAGUGUGUAGAGGAGGCGUCUGCUCCCGAUCCCGAUGGGACCUCAACAUAG
Molecule: messenger RNA, 2364 nt
Organism: Eimeria acervulina
Lineage: Eukaryota; Apicomplexa; Conoidasida; Eucoccidiorida; Eimeriidae
Exons: 4
Coding region: 1-2364 (787 amino acids)
Molecular function (GO): tRNA binding; kinase activity
Source: RefSeq, a predicted model, not a curated record